Messenger RNA from Lecanosticta acicola, 423 nucleotides. The record is from the annotation of a GenBank genome assembly. Lineage: Eukaryota; Fungi; Ascomycota; Dothideomycetes; Mycosphaerellales; Mycosphaerellaceae.
AUGCAUAUAGAGCCCAUCCUUUCCGACCCCUUCUCCUCCUCAUCCUCCUUCUAUCCAACUCCUUCCUCCUCACCAUCCUCCGACACAUCCUACCAAAUCUUUGAACAAGACCAUCCCUCCGAUAUGGGCGCCAACACCAAUGUCCACGUCGACGGCGUCGGCAUCCUCAACUACCAACGAGCAGUCGAUGUUGCACGCAACACCGAAGGCGACCUCGAUCCCACCGUCUCCGCCUACCUGGAAGGCGCAUUGCGCGACAUCUGGAGUCGCAUCACGGUUCAGCCCAACGCCUACAUCAUGACCAAGGACGAGUUCGCCAUCUUCAAUUUCUAUCGCCGUCGCUUCGACGGCGACGCCACCGCAGAGCGAGCCGUUGCCCGCUAUUGGUCCCAUACCUAUGAGACUCCCUGCGCAUCAUCGUGA